AUGAAAGGGAGGGAGGAUGUCGAGGGUGAUGCUUACCAUGAAACCUCUGCAGUUGUGUUAUUUGACCACAACUUUCAAUCUCUGAUUGUCAAAGCAUUGCAGGAUCAAGUUGUCCGAGACCUGCUAUCGCUGCCUUGUCGAUCGCACGAUCGCACGAUCUCCUGUCCAUCUUCACAUCCUACUCAGCGCGGCGGAGGCAGAGGCAGAGGAGGCCGUGGAGGCGGCGGAGGUGACAGACGACCACCACCACCGAGAGCGCCUCGUCGAGAGGAGUAUCCCAGAGAUGGCGUACGAAAGGGCGUUCCUGCCGUACAGUACCGACGCGAUGAACCCGCCAACCUCGACUCGUACGGAUGUCUUGAUGAAAGAGAGAUGGACCAUGGGCUGACGAGGCGUAGCGACUGGGUACACGAUCGAUUCGAGGGAGAACGAUACGACCGCUCGCAGAGACAUGCGCCAGUUGAAGACGAUCGUUAUGCUCCGCGUGGUGCCGCAACCACUGGUGGAAGCAAGAUCCGUGUCGACAACAUCCACUACGAGCUCACAGAGAACGACCUUCGCGAACUAUUCGAACGCAUAGGCCCAGUCGCUUCCGUCCGCCUCCUCUACGACCGCGCCGACCGCUCCCAAGGAACCGCAUUCGUAAUCUACGAAGACCCACGCGACGCAUCCGAUGCAGUCCAGCAAUUCGACGGCCAAAAUGCCAACGGUCAAGCAAUUCGCAUGACCCUCCUGCCCGCCGGCCCAGCACCUUCCGCACCACGCGGCUCGCUCUUCGACCGCAUCGAAAAGCCACCACGCAGCCUCUUCGACCGGAUCGACAAUGGUCCCGACCCUCGAGACGAUAGCCGCAGACGAAGACAGCGAAGCGAUAGCCCUCGCAGAGGAGGUGGAGGCCGAGCGGCAUCAGACGUCGACCGCUACGUACCCGGAGGAGCCCGCGGCGGCGAGCGAUCCCCAAUCCGACGCAGAGGCACACCGCGUGAAGGCGGCCGACGACCAGGCGCGAGGAGAGAGGAGAGUGGCACAGGUGGACGUGGAGGCAGAGGAGGACGCCGCCCACGUACCGAUGAACAGGGACAUGAAUUGGUGGGUGGACGACCUCGCAAGACGGCGGAAGAGCUGGACGCUGAGAUGGCGGACUAUUGGGGCUCGAAGGGAGGAGAUGAUGCACCGGCUGGGAAUGGCGAGGCGACUGCUGCGAGCAACGGAGCGAAUGGCGGUGCCGGGGAUAUCGAUAUGGAUAUUUGA
Zymoseptoria tritici IPO323 is the source of this 1251-nucleotide messenger RNA. RefSeq lists its product as uncharacterized. The record is from RefSeq and is a predicted model, not a curated record. NCBI's taxonomy places the organism in Eukaryota, Fungi, Ascomycota, Dothideomycetes, Mycosphaerellales, Mycosphaerellaceae. The transcript is spliced from 6 exons. The coding region runs from base 1 to 1251 and encodes 416 amino acids. Gene Ontology annotation, molecular function: mRNA binding. Gene Ontology annotation, cellular component: nucleus. Gene Ontology annotation, biological process: mRNA export from nucleus.